AGACGGUAAGUUUCGGUUUCCAAAUCCCAACGUCAGGGGAGUACCACUGGGACCAUAUAAAUAUCCAGCUCAUAACGACACAAACAGAUAAUUUGUUCUUCAACAGCAUUUUUUUUUCAUUUGUUCUCCGACAUUGAUGACCAUGAGCACAGACUGGACGCCCACCCUGUGGUCAGAGUGUUUUGAGGAGAUGUUGGAUGAGGAGUUGGACAGUAGUGACCAGUGGGCCUUCCACUUCAACUAUGGCCUGACAGAAACACUCACCAAGGAGGAGAGGAGGAGAGAAUGGAGGGUGUACAGCCACUGUGCCUUUGGACAGUUCCAGUGUGGUAAGUGUUUUAAGACGUGGCGGUCGGCACGGGUGGUGGUAGUGUUCCGGUACCGUCUGCAGAAUAAGACAGCGAGGGGGACUGUGCUGAUGCGGCCGCUCGGCCAGGCAUGCAGACGCUGCCGGGAAGAGUUUGAACUCCCAGGUUUCUCCCAGAACGAGGUGGAGGAGGCACUGCUUGGACUGUUUGGAAAGAUUAGGAAGAACUGCUACGGAGAGGAGGAGGAGGAGGAGGAGGAGGAGGAGGAGGAGGAGGAGGAGGAUGAUGAUGAGGAGGAGGAAGAGGAUGGGUCAGAGAAGGUGUCGAUGAGGCCCCAUGAGAAAGCUCUGUGUGAAGCCUGCAGACUGGGCAUCUGCUGUCAAGAGUAGAGAAAAAGAGUGAACGUGUGUGUGUGUGUGUGACAGAGAGACAGUGGGGGGAACAUAUAGCCUAUUGCUGUCUAGAAUUCGUUGUAAAAAUAUUAAGAACAGCACUAUCUAUAAUGUGCCUAUGGACUCAAUGCAAACUUUAUGUAGCCUAAUGUCAUGUACUAACGUUGGCAAAUAGCAAUGACCAAAUAUUUUAUCCAUAACUUCCUUGUACUUUGGAGUUGUGUAAUAAACAUGUAUUAUGUGUAAUAAACGUACAGAAUGGGAAGACUUA
Coregonus clupeaformis (lake whitefish) is the source of this 971-nucleotide messenger RNA. Its product is annotated as receptor-transporting protein 3-like. NCBI's taxonomy places the organism in Eukaryota, Metazoa, Chordata, Actinopteri, Salmoniformes, Salmonidae. The transcript is spliced from 3 exons. Gene Ontology annotation, molecular function: olfactory receptor binding. The record is from RefSeq and is a predicted model, not a curated record. The coding region runs from base 137 to 697 and encodes 186 amino acids. Gene Ontology annotation, biological process: protein insertion into membrane; protein targeting to membrane.